Messenger RNA from Penicilliopsis zonata CBS 506.65, 2534 nucleotides. RefSeq lists its product as hypothetical. Gene Ontology annotation, molecular function: actin lateral binding; calcium ion binding. Gene Ontology annotation, cellular component: cell projection; cell junction; actomyosin contractile ring. Lineage: Eukaryota; Fungi; Ascomycota; Eurotiomycetes; Eurotiales; Aspergillaceae. The record is from RefSeq and is a predicted model, not a curated record. The transcript has 4 exons. Gene Ontology annotation, biological process: actin cytoskeleton organization; actin filament bundle assembly. The coding region runs from base 239 to 2173 and encodes 644 amino acids.
CCGACUCCCCCGCCCCUGGCAAACCACAGCCCAAAGAGGCGGAUUUCUCAUUGUUUGAAUCACCACACUAUUACUUAACUAGCUGGUGAGACUUGCAAUCUGGUGCUCCUUGCCCUUGCUGCAUGUGGAUACACACUGCUAUUAUUAACCUUCCCUUGCACGACCCCUUCUCUUCCCCUCCGACACUGCUUGUUUUUCCUGUGCCUGUGAAGCCCUUGAUGUCCUGCCUUCUGUAAUCAUGUUGCAGGUCGAGAAGUCUUGGGUGAAUGUGCAACAGAAGACAUUUACAAAAUGGCUCAACGACAAGUUAAAAGUCCGACGGCAGUUCAUCGAUAACCUGGUGACAGACCUGUCUGAUGGAGUCAUCCUCAUCCACCUGCUCGAGAUCCUGGGUGGAGAGUCUCUCGGUCGGUACGCCUCGAAGCCCAAGCUGCGCGUACAAAGGUUCGAAAAUGUCAACAAGGGCCUCGAUUUCAUUAAGGGGAGGCGUAUCCAUUUGACGAACAUCGGAGCAGAAGAUAUUGUCGAUGGGAACCAGAAGAUCAUUCUCGGGCUGAUAUGGACGCUCAUUCUGCGGUUUACAAUCAGUGAUAUCAAUGAGGAGGGCAUGACGGCCAAGGAAGGCUUGCUGCUAUGGUGUCAACGGAAGACGGCGUGCUACGAAGGGGUUGAGAUCCGGGAUUUCUCCACCAGCUGGAACGACGGCCUGGCGUUCUGUGCGCUGCUCGACAUCCAUCGUCCGGACCUCAUCGAUUUUGAUUCCCUCGACCAGAAUGACCACCGCGGCAACAUGCAGCUGGCCUUUGAUAUUGCAGCCAAUGAGAUCGGUAUCCCGGAUUUACUUGAUGUAGACGAUGUCUGCGAUGUUGCAAGGCCCGACGAACGCUCUCUGAUGACCUACAUUGCCUACUGGUUCCAUGCCUUUUCUCAGCUGGAGCGCGUGGAAAAUGCAGGCCGCCGGGUGGAGAAGUUCUUCAACAACAUGCAGGGCGCAUGGGAGAUGCAGAACUCGUACGAGAGGAGAAUGAAGGAGCUUCUUCGUCUGAUUAAGGCGCAGCGGGAAGAGUGGAAGAAUUCCUCCUUCGAGGGGACCUACAAGGACGCCAAGGAGCAACUUAACCAGUUCUCACUGUACAAGAAGAACCAGAAGCGAGAAUGGGUUGCCGAGAAAUCAGACCUUGCCGCCCUGUUGGGCAACAUCAAAACCAAACUCAGCACCUAUCGGCUCCGUCCAUACGAUCCCCCUGAGGACCUCCGGUUGGAGGUCUGUGACCAGGAGUGGGAAACUCUGACGCGCCACGAGCAUGAACGGAGCCAGUUGAUCAACGAGACCAUUCGAGAUAUCAAGAACGCCCUGCGUCGUUCGUUUGCAGACAAAGCCAAUGAUUUUGCCCUCACCUUGAAGACUCUGUCUCUGGCCAUCUCUGGGCUCGACGGCGAUAUCGAGGAUCAGCUAGAUCACGUGAAGCGACUGAACGAGAAUCUCCCCCCUCUGGAUGCCUUCUUGGAAACAAUCGCUGAGCUGGAGGAGCAAUGCGCCGAAGCAAACAUUGAAGAAAACGACUUCACCACCUACACCUUGGACGAGCUGUCGUACGAACUGAGCCUGGUCAAAUCCAGCAUUGGCAAGAAGUUGGCAUUUUUAGACAACCAGCUUGUUGCCCGUAAUAUGACCAAUUUGACGCCCAUCCAGCUGGAGGAAUUUGAGUCAGUCUUCCGUCAUUUUGACCGCGACUCGUCCAAUACGCUGCAUGAACUCGAAUUUUCUGCCGCCCUGGCCAGUCUAGGUCUGGUCUACGACGAGCAAGAAAUGCACGAGGUGUAUGUCGAAACAUGUGGGCCAGCACGCUUAGCCCAGAAUGCAGGUGUCAGUUUUGAACAAUUCAUCCGAUUCAUGGUCAGCGUUACCGAGGACCAGAAUACGGCUGAGCAGGUCUUUCAGAGCUUCCGCGAAGUGGCUGACGGCAAGCCAUAUGUCACCGAGCUGGAUCUUCGGCACUCGCUUAUUCCGGACGAAGUCAUUGAUCACUUGGUGCAGACAAUGCCUCAGCAUGAAGGUCCAGAUCUACUUGAAGAUCGGGAUCUUCCCAAGUAUGACUACAUUAGUUUCAUGCAAAAGAUGAUGGAACGCGACAACCAGCAAAAAAUUGCAGCUGCAAAUGGAGCCAACUAAAUAGAUAGACGCGCGCUGGGAAGCAUUUCUUGGUAGUUGGGUGUGGGAUUCAUCAUUAUGGGAGUUUUUUCAUGGAGCUGAUAAUCACUCGGGGAUUGAAGUCUUUUGCUGGUCAUAUUCUGCCUCACAUUGCGUCCUUUUUGCUCUGAUCCAUUUUGCGACAUCGGGCCUUGCGCCCAACAAGCCCUCGUUUUCUUCCAUAUGGAUAUAUCCACAGCCAUUCUCGAUUCUGUCCAGACUGUUUUUUUCUUUUUCUUUUUUUCCCUCUUCUCGUUCAUCCCCCUACAUAGUUACCUAUCCCUCUUAAGGCUGGUUUACUCUGAGUGUGAUAGUGAAUAGUAAUCAUAUAUUUUUUUGGUGA